UCGAGUCAACAAAGAUGGCGUCCAAUGAUGAUCAAUCCUGUGGAAGUAUUCUAGAGCAAACUACUGACAGCAUCAGUCCAACAGAGUCUCCAACAGAGAAUGUUUCACAGAAUGCAUCAGUGCUAGAGGAGGGUGGGUGUGGAACAUGCAGUUCACAAUCAGCCGACACAGACACACCAGCAGACUCUGGCGGGGAUAAUGGCAAUGCAGCCUCAGCUCAAUUAGAAAACUGUGAUAUAGGUGAAACUGUGACAUUCACAGUGAUAUAUAAUAAACAGAAAUAUGAUGUGGAAUUUGGUUUAAAUAAAACUAUUCUGGACUUAAAAAAACAUGUGCAGACGCUAACAGGUGUGCCUUCCACAAUGCAGAAAAUAAUGUUCAAAGGUAUGGCCAAAGACGAUGUGACGUUACAAGAUCUGAAGGUGGUGAAGGGGAGCAAGCUGAUGGUGGUGGGGUCCACAAUGAACGAUGUACUGCAGGUGACCAACACUCCCACCACCAAGGAGCUGCAGGAAGAGGACAAGGCAACAACUUCAAAGGAACCUCUCAGUCAACAGAAGCAACACAAGAAGGUGCUAGACAAGUAUGGCAAGCCUGACGACGUGGUCCCAGGGGUGAAGAACAAGAAGGAGCCCCUCCCCCCAGCCCCCCUCACAGGCAUGUACAACAAGGCAGGGGGCAAGGUCAGGCUAACCUUCAAGCUGGAGCUGGACCAGCUCUGGCUGGGCACUAAAGAACGAACAGAGAAGCUGCCAAUGAAUUCCAUAAAAGCUGUUGUCAGUGAACCAAUAGUCGGCCAUGAAGAGUAUCACAUGCUGGCCCUGCAGUUGGGUCCCACAGAGGCCUCCCGGUACUGGAUAUACUGGGUACCCUCUCAGUAUGUGGACGCCAUCAAAGACACUGUACUAGGAAAAUGGCAAUUGUUUUGAUGUGCUGUGGUGUGCGUGCGUCCAUGGUAUCGUUGGUGCAAAAUCCUGAGCAAAACACUCCGCCUUGUGAUAAAUUGCUGUCAACACAAAGUGCUUGGAUCUAUUAAGUCUUUCAGUUUGUGUAACUGGAAUCUUCUGAUUUGGUAAAAAAUGCAUGCAAACUUACUAAAUAGGUAUGUUUUCAUGGUCUAAAUUGUCUUGUUUCAUAUUCACUAUCCUAUCAUACUGUGAUGAACACCAAUUGUUACUGAUUCCAAUUGUCUUCAUGAUAAUUUGUAUAUGAGCAUCUCUUUUGUUAGGCCUUCAUUAGCUAAUAGUGGUCUCUGUUAAUUAAAACAAAAGCUUACUGUUUCUAUUUUUUUCUGUAAAUUGCUUUCUUUGAAUAUUUUGCUUUAAAUAUUGUUUCUUUCGAAUAUUGACAUGUUGUAAAUGCAUAUGUUUUCAAUUAUGUAUUGUACAGUUUUUUCUGAAAGCUGUUACAUAAUGAAUCAUCAACUAAAUGAACUGCUAGAAUAGAAAUAGAACUGCAACAAUCUGCUUCAAGAACUUAUGAAAGUAGACUUGUGUGCCAACAGCAUUUUGAUGCUGGGGUGUGAUAGUGAUUGUUCUGUGUCUUCAUCAUUUCAUCUGUCCUCACCUUCCUCUGUCUGUGACAGGUUAAGAACUUCUUUGAUACAUACAAAUGUUGCUUAUGAUCCACUCCUUUCCACUUUCACCUUGAUCUUAUUUGGACAUAGGGAUUAUUUAAACCAUCCAUAUGAGACAAAUUAAGUCAAUUUUUUAUGCACUUAAGGAGGGCAUAUAGUGAUCGCACUGUCCGUCACACUUUUGCGUUUAGGUUUUGAAAAAUGCUCAUAACUUCUAUGUUGCUUCAGAUGUAACCUGUAAAUUUGGUAUGCAUGUGUAUAUGGACAAGGCCUUUCCAUACGCACAAAAAUGUUGACCCCUUUUGACCUUGAACUUAGGGUAUGUGUUUAGGUUUCGAAAUCUGCGUUUAGGUUUAGAAAGAGCAUUUUUGGGGGGCAUAUGUCUUUCGAUGGAGACAGCUCUUGUUAUAUUUGUCUAGCCCCAUUACCACUUCCUAGAGCUCUUUGAAUUUACACAGUUGUUGUUUAUGACCAUUCCCUUCCCAUGCAUAUCCCAUGACCUACACUUUGACCUUGUCAUAGAAAUUGAGCCAUAAUAAUACCCAGCAUCAACUGGGGUCAUGUGUUCUCAAAUAGAUAUUCUUGUUUAUUUUUAAAAUCUGCAACCUUUUUUGUUUAAAAAAAGGAAUAUAAAUUUAAUGCUUUUCUGAUUGACCAAACAUGAAAAGUCUACCUAUCAUAAUUAAAGACUGGUAAAAUAUUGAUCACUGGAUUUAAGCUACUUGUGGCUAUUUUAGCUUAUCUUGCAGAUAUGUAAUGGAUAAACGCAAAACUAAUAUAUCUUCUUAAAAGAAAUGUUUAGCAGAUAGAAUAGUUGCGCAUAAAACACUUUGUUUGCAUUUUUAUCAAGAUGCAAGUUAUGUUUUAAAGGACCCCUGGCAGAAUUGUUGAAAAAGGAUCCUGCUUAAUAUUGUAUAUAUUUCUGCAAAUCAUCAUGUUCUUGGUGAGAUAAUCUUAGAAGGAAGUGUGGAUGGCCAAGAUUGUAUUGUUUUUCUAGUCUUUAAGACAUCAGAUGCUAACAACUUGCAUCACUUUGACAUUUUUAAUGUGAUUUAUAAUGAGGUGAUAUGUGUGUUUUAGAGGACAAUACCAUUUUAAAGUCAAUAAGUUAAUGAAAUAGGAAAGUUUAUGAAGAGGCUAGCUGUCCCUGAACCUUACUUGUAACACUUAUGUAAAAUGUGUGUGACUUCCUGGUUUUUAUUCAUUCAGCAUGUCAUAAAAUGAUUGAUAAUCAGCGGAAAUUAGUAACAAACAAAUGUAAAGCCUAUUAUUAUCAUCAUCAGAUGUCAAACAUAAUAGGAUGUUUUGUUUCCUGUUGGUUAUUGAAUCAUAUAUCACUUAUGAUAACUUGAGUGCAUUUUCUGUAACAGUAAUGCUUUAAAAACGUUUACAUUAUUUAGAAUGAUAAGUUAAUAUAUCUUCGAAUGUUACCUGCAAUGGAACUAUAUUGUCUUCUAUAACAUGUAAUAAAUUUUACAUCUUAA
This is a messenger RNA of Dreissena polymorpha, 3060 nucleotides long. Its product is annotated as ubiquitin domain-containing protein UBFD1-like. The transcript is spliced from 8 exons. The record is from RefSeq and is a predicted model, not a curated record. Lineage: Eukaryota; Metazoa; Mollusca; Bivalvia; Myida; Dreissenidae. Gene Ontology annotation, molecular function: RNA binding; cadherin binding. The coding region runs from base 15 to 929 and encodes 304 amino acids.